Prunus armeniaca (apricot) is the source of this 1413-nucleotide messenger RNA. The record is from the annotation of a GenBank genome assembly. Lineage: Eukaryota; Viridiplantae; Streptophyta; Magnoliopsida; Rosales; Rosaceae.
AUGCAUAAAAAACACGCAGAUGCUAAGAUGCCCACCUCACCAAACCACCGCAGAGAAGAAGAAGAAAUAAACAUCAAACCCAAACCACCGCCGCCACCACCACCACCAAACCCUAACCCAAACCAAAUGGAGCUUCCUGAAGACAUCGUCGCCGACAUACUCAAGAGACUGCCUGCAAAAUCUCUGGUCCGAUUCAGGUGCGUUUGUAAACCGUGGUGCUCUUUGAUCACGAGCCCAAGUUUCGUAAGAACCCAUCUGAAAUUAAACAGAUCCCAGUUUCAAUCCGACCUCGGAACAAGCACCCGCAUCAUCUUGUCGCGUUAUUGUGAUACCCUUUUGUCCAUGGUCUCUGAGAACAACAAUGUUGUUGAGACAGUGGAGCUGGACUUUGCUCUGGUUCGAAACUUGCCUUAUUAUGUAAAGGGUCACUCUGAUGGGUUGCUCUGCUUGGUUAUCAAUGAUGGGUUUGGAGGCAUGGCUGUUAUUUACAACCCAUCAAUCCAAGAGUACAGGAAGCUCCCUUCUCCUUGUAAUUUCCGAAGUACGAGGGAGGUGCUUGGUUUGGGUUUUGACUCCUCCAUCGAUGAUUAUAAGGUUGUCAGAGUCCCAUCCAACUAUUGCCGGCUGAAAUGUCCUGGAUACCAGCCUCAAGUUGAGGUCUUGGAGCUCAAAACCAAUUGUUGGAGGAAGAUCCCAGAUGAGGACACGCCACCUUUUUUCAUCGAACACAUUUUUCAGGCAACUGAGGUGAAUGGUGGGCUGUAUUGGCUGGCUGAGGAUCAUGAUGCUUCGAGAUGCGUGAUUCUGCGUUUUGAUUUGGCUGAGGAGAAGUUUAAGGUGGUGCUGCCCCCACCUGAUGAGAAUUGUAAGAGCAUAUCAUGGAUUGGGGCUUUGAAAGACUGGCUUUGUGUGGUGCACACUAGGAGGUUGAGUGAUGUUCAUGUUUGGGCAACCAAAGAUGACAAGAAUUGGACAAAGAUCAUCACCACUUCGAGGUUUCCUAGGAUCCCGGGACGAGACCCUUUUCUCGACUCUUUUCGAUACAUGCCCUUGUGCUAUACUGAGAAGGGAGCUGUGCUGAUGAGUGUUAGAGGGGAGAGGUUUGUUACCUUUGAUACAAGAGAUAACACAUUUGAACAUGUUGACAUCCGAGGUGCACAGCAUUGGUUGCAGGAGACCGUGUACUGCGAAAGCCUAGUUUCGCCAGGUGGGGGUGGGAAUCCGACUGAGUCGGCGGUGGCGUUGGGUUCUGAUGUUGGUGUGGCAGAGGGAGAGCAAGAUGAAGACCAGACAGCAGUUGGGGACAGCACAAGCAGCAACAGCCUUAGGCAACUGCUUGUUGGUUUGAAGAGGGAAGUGCACAACUUACUGGUUUGUAGCGUUGGCCACAGGAACAUCAAUGAUGAUAAUUGA